GACUUGCCCAUGUGGUCACCGUCACAGCAGGCGCCAGGGCAAUUGCGUUGAGCACCUUCCUCCCAAGUUCCAGCCCAGGGAAACUUUGCCUAGGACGUAGCUUGACUGAUAGCGCACCUGCUCUGGUUUCAAAGUUGCCUGACUUGGGGAGCAGCUUUCUGUUGUGGUAAGAAGCAGUUUAGGUGACAGGCACUGUUGAUUGUAAGUUCGGUGUUGAGGUGAAUUGUUGCCACACUUUGCCAGUUGGUUGUGCUGUUGGCUUUCGCAGCGCCGCUGCAAGAAUGGGUAACACAUUUUGCUGCGUUUGCAUUCCCCAGUCGAAGCUGGGAGUCAUUGAGAAGUGGGGGAAGUAUACACACAUUGCUGACCCAGGGUGCCACGUUGUGAAUUGGGUUCUUGGCAGCACUGUCGCAGGAUACGUCAAUCUGCGGGUGCAACAAUUGGAUGUACGUUGCGAAACUAAGACAAAGGACAACGUGUUUGUUCACGUGGUAUGCAGUGUACAGUACCAUGCGAUUGAGGACCAUGCCUAUGAGGCCUUCUACAAGCUGACGGAUCCUCAGGCGCAGAUCAAAUCAUAUGUUUUCGACGUUGUAAGGGCGAGCGUGCCCAAGCUCAUUCUCGACGAUGUGUUCGACCAAAAGGACCACAUCGCCGACAACGUCAAGGUGGAGCUGUCCAAGGUGAUGGGCACCUUCGGGUACCAGAUCGAGCGGGCGCUCGUCAUCGACAUCGACCCCGACCCGUCCGUCAAGCACUCCAUGAACGAAAUCAACGCUGCCAGUCGGCUGCGUGUGGCCGCCCAGGAGAAGGGCGAGGCCGAGAAGAUCCUGGCGGUGAAGCGCGCCGAGGGCGACGCCGAGAGCAAGUACCUGGCCGGGAAGGGUGUUGCGCGGCAGCGCCAGGCCAUCACCGACGGCCUCCGCGAGAGCGUGCAGGCCUUUGCGGGCCAGAUCGAGGGUACGAGUGCCAAAGAGGUCAUGGACAUGGUGCUGAUCACGCAGUACUUCGACACAAUGAAGGAAAUCGGCGCUAGCAGCAAGAACACGACGGUGUUUAUGCCGCAUAACCCGAGCAUGGUGAGUGACGUGGCGUCCCAGAUCAGGACUGGCUUCCUGGAGGGCGCUAGCGGGAUGAAGCGGGAGUAGCUAAACGGUGUAAAUAUGCGACAGCAGAUAUGUUGGUAGCAAGAAGUCCAUGGCGCUCUGUACAGAGUCAAGGGUGUAUAAGUGCAUAUGCCUCAGUGGCGAGUCAAAUGCCGGCAACGUGUAAUGACUGAUUUUGAGCGAAGGAGUCGGUAGAGCGCAAGAGGCAAUAGAUUCGAACGUUCUGGCAAAGACCUCUUUGAAUGACGGUAGCAGAAGAGCCGCGGUGGUAAAAAGUGUUAGUAGAGCUCCACCAAGUUUGCUGCAAUCGAUAAGAGCAGAAUCGAAGGGAAAGUUGGCAACUGCUUGCUUCCCAAACCAAUGGUGGACAUAUUGCACUGCAAGCGAUUUAUCGAUUCAUCUUCCGGCAACUUCGAUCCGAUUGCAAUCCGAAUCGAAGUAAGCAACUUCCUCUAAAUUUAC
Molecule: messenger RNA, 1568 nt
Organism: Klebsormidium nitens
Lineage: Eukaryota; Viridiplantae; Streptophyta; Klebsormidiophyceae; Klebsormidiales; Klebsormidiaceae
Source: the annotation of a GenBank genome assembly